Macrosteles quadrilineatus (aster leafhopper) is the source of this 15968-nucleotide messenger RNA. It is a transcript of the gene nonC, whose product is annotated as serine/threonine-protein kinase SMG1. Gene Ontology annotation, biological process: TOR signaling; nuclear-transcribed mRNA catabolic process, nonsense-mediated decay; negative regulation of macroautophagy. Bases 211 to 10404 code for a protein of 3397 amino acids. NCBI's taxonomy places the organism in Eukaryota, Metazoa, Arthropoda, Insecta, Hemiptera, Cicadellidae. Gene Ontology annotation, molecular function: protein serine/threonine kinase activity; protein binding. Gene Ontology annotation, cellular component: TORC1 complex; nucleus; TORC2 complex. The record is from RefSeq and is a predicted model, not a curated record. The transcript has 60 exons.
AAGACGAUCCUCAAGUGUUGGUGUUGGAAUUAGUGAUGAAUUUAGUUACUUGUAGUUCUAUAAAAUAAAAUUGAUUGGUUUAUGAUAAAGAUUAGACAUACACGCUUUGUGUGCUCUAAAACGCACACAAUAAACUUACCAGUGAGGAUAGCUUAUAAUGAUGCUUGAAUCAUUGAUAUUCUUUUAUAUCAGUAAUGUAAACCUUAGGUAAUGAUAGCCAAUAAUAGCACAAAUAAGCCUAAAGCUUUAAAAGGCUUUAAAGAAUCUGAAAGCAUUAAAUUACUGGUUAGUGAAGACAAGACAGGACCUGUAGAAAAGGGGGAAGGUGAUAAGGAUAGGCACCUUGGUGACAGUCAGAGCAAAGGCUCCUUUUCAAGCAGUGUAGUGUAUUCAAGAGAUAGAACUGUUAAGCCUCGCUCUAGGAAUAGAGAUGAAUUUAGAACAGUUCGAGGUACAACAGAAAGGAGAGGUAGCGGUACAAGAGGUCGGGGAGCUCACAGGAAAAUUGAUAAAGACGGAGAAGUUUUCGUUUCUCGCGGAAAAUUUCAAGAAUCGAUGAAAGGAAGAUCUAAUGAUGGAGUUAUGACUAUAUCUUCUAGCAAAUAUGAUAUUGAAGGAGGGAAAUCCAAGUCUGCUGACUAUGGAAGCUACGGGGGCUACAUUGGGAUACCAGACGACUCAAGAAUGUCAAAGUUACCUGAAGACUCCAGAAUAUCAAAAGUGCUAAGACGAAUGUCAAGGGAAGUAGAUAUCCCGAAUUUCACCCUUCAGUGUAACCAGUUACAGGAAGCAAUAGUGUCUGUGGACAAUGCCAGAUACAUACGUAGAGCGUUGGACCUCAUCUGUGAUUCUUUGCUGGACAUGUUACACAGCGCACCCGGCGGCCCUGUGGAAAAGCUUCAUGUGGCCAAGUGCCUCGGUCGACUUGGCUAUACUCUUGAACAGGAUUUUAAACGGUUCAUGGACUGGAUAUUUUACACUUACACAAGAGAACGCAAUGAUGAAGUUAGAGCACUGCUUCUACAAGGAGUUUUAGAGACUGUACGAUUGGAAAGAGAACAGCCAAGGUUGAAGGAAUCAGCUUCGGCCCUGAUGAAUAAUCUACAUGCAACUUUGGAGGCUGUGGAUAAGCCUCAACUCCUCAUCGUUGCCGCAGAAGUUAUUUUAGAUCUUGCAUCCAUCUAUCCUGAUUUGUUUACUAAAUAUUACAAAGACACAGUUGACAUCCUGGUAGGUUGGCACAUAGACCUGACCACUCCGACCAAUGUAGUCAGUUUUGCCAACCUGUGUCUACAGCGCCUGGCCCCGUACUGGGUGGCUGACAUUGACUUUUCUCUUCUCAUGCUGGGCCACUUUGUAGAAGACAGUGAGGGCUAUUUAGACAACUCCAUCGAAUCAGAAUCAUCCCCCAGCGACGACUCGGCUAGCGGCUUUACUCAAGAGCAGAAAAUUAUCAAGAUUACUGCAUUUAUCAAAGUGUUCAACGCUGUCAUGAAAAGCCUCGGACAACAUCUUAGUCCAUCGGUGACCCCAGAUGUGACAUGGAACUUCCUCUACGACUGUCUGGCGCGCAUACUGUCCAUUCUGCUCAAGAUGGCACACUUUGAGGAAAUGGAGCUGUUCGUCACAGGUAAUGAAUGCACCUGGCUGUUGUUGAACCUGCUCCAGAACAAGACCUGUCCUGCACAUGACGACCUCUACCAGCUCAUAUACUCUGAGAUAGAACUGAUGGACAAGAUGAACAAUGUUACACUGUCCUCCCUGCUACAGCUGGUUGCUAAAGUUAUCAAGGAGUUGAGUGCCAACUUACCGCUGGAGUUGGUGCAGCGUAUACUGCAGCCUGGCUCACUGUUCCUAGAGCUGCGACUGUCGUCAUGCAGCACUGUACACCAGGGCAUCGUAGCCGUUUACCACAGCCUGCUCAGCUUGAAGAACAUCCCUCUACUCAAAGAGGUCUACAGACUAAUCAUGGCGGACCUGGAUUGUGCUUUCCGUGUGAUUCUUACAAACCUGGAGCCUCUGUGUGGCGCGCAGGAAGUCUGUGAAAAUUUCACCCACGACGCAGCUGAUUGCGAGAACAUAAUCUGUUUCCACCUGAAGGCACUCUCAAACAUUGCCAAUGCCAGCAACUCCCUGAUAGGCAUGUGGUUGCUUCAACCGAGCAUUCUUGAUCUGCUAGCUACUCGACUGAUCCCCCAGUCCAUCGGCCGAGUCAGUCCUCCUGUGCUAUAUGCCGAGCUGUACCUCUUGUACUCUCACUGUUCAAGACACAGCCACUUCAUCACCACUAGUAGCCUUGUUGGAGGAUCUCACGGCCGUCCUACAGUAAACAGUCUACUGUCUCAGCCUUCCCCUAACUCUGGACACUUCUCUGUCAUAUUGACACUGCUCUCUGAUAUUGUAGCUAAGGAGCUGUGCGAAGAGAGUAUGCUGCUUGUGAUGGCUUGGUGUUGUGAACUGUUAGGCCAGUCUCGUCCAUACUUCUCUACACUAGUCUCUACCAAGGAGAUGAUAGGUCUAGUGCUGGCCUUGUGUACUGUGGCCAACCUGUCAUUCUCACACUCUGUACUGUUGGCCACCUGCACAUGUCUGGAGCAGCUACUCAUUGCACCCUACACACUCUACUGGAAUAAACAUGUUUUGGAGCAGUUGGCUGAUGUGUGCCUGCUACACGCAAACUCUAGCUAUCCUGCUGUAGCUGCUAGAUACUCAGCUCUUCUGUUGAGACUCCCCUGGACUAUAGUCAUACCCAGUCUAGCUCAAGGAGUGCCUAAACUGAAAAGUGGAAGAGUAAGGCUGGACAGAGCGCAGCACACAUUGAUUACACAGGACACCACGACAGGAGAUAUGAAUCCUCACAACUUCAAGGUGUACAUGGCUUAUCUGCUGAAAGGAGUCAAGGUGGGAUCCCUGGAGUGGCUACAGGACAUGUUUACCAGCUGCUGGUCACUGAGUCAGUGUGAACCUCACGACUAUGACAGUGUGAGAGAGUUGUCACUGACCUCCACUACUGUGUUGCUACAGUGGGCCACAUGGGGCGCUGCGCAACUCUGUGUACACAACAAGCUACGCACUCCACUCGGCAAACCACUUGACACCUUCAUGGCGUUUGAAGGUGCGAUAAAAUCCCUUGCAAGGCAGACAAUUGGGUCAUCCAAAGCUGAUUCCGCCGAAGAGUUUGAUGUCAGUAGAGUCCGACUACUGCUGGAGCUUGUUGAACAACUUGAGAAAGCCAUGUACAACGCUUCUGACGGUACUGCUACUGCUCUUGUACCUGCUACUAAGCCUGUGCGCACAUUCUUCCACACCAACAAGAGUACGUGCUGUGAGUGGUUGAGUCGCAACCGCAACGCUGUCGUAGGUGUGGCUCUACACGCAGGCAUGGCCAGUGCGGCUGUGAGGCACGGACACGCCUUGCUGCAGGACCUGCUGGACCUCGGCAACACCAAGGGUCCAGAGUUUGAGAGCGCAGUUUUGCAAACAGCUUGGGCUCUGUUACAACUGAAGCAGUCCAAGGCUAUUCAUGGACUGUACGUGUGGUGUCGCGACAUCAUCGGUCUCACACUGCCGUACCUCAAGGCUUUGGCUGACGAAGCUGCUGGGAAAAUGGAAACUGCUGUAGAAACGUACACUAAGCUGAUAAACAAUGAGAAGAUAGAGUCUCCCACUAGACAGCUGGGGUCUGCUAGUGUCUCGGACAGUCAUGACACACCGAGGCAUUGCCACUCAGUCAAGACACUGUUGGCAGAUCAGAUAACGGAGUGCUACUUGUCUCUGCAAGACUGGACUCAGUUAGCCAGAUGGAAGGCUAUGGAGGCCGAUAUCAUGAGUAAUCAAAACGGAGGAACAUCACCUCGAUAUAAAUAUCUGACUUCAAAAGACACUGAAGCCUACCUAGAGUUCGACAGAGAAGAUUAUACAGCUGCUAGCGAGUUGUUGGAAUGGUCGACAGAAGCAGACAACAAGACGCCGAUGUGGGACUGUUAUCAGCUGUUGGGAAACACCAAACGCAAGUUGGCCAACAUUGCCAUCAAGUCCGUGGCCAGUGGCAUGAUAGAGGAGAGUAAUAAGGAGAUGUUACAAGAGUGUCAGGCUGCUGCACACUGCUACCUGGUGGAGGGACUGAGAAACACUCCGUCGGAGGUGGUGCAAGAGGCGGCCAUCUUGGAGUUUGCAGCCAACGCCUUGCUGGGCAAGAGUGACGUACUGAUAGACUAUCAAGUUGAUGAUAUUAUCGGUUGCACCAAAGGUGAUGUUGACAGUCAGCUGUUGUCUCGUAUCUUGUGGUGGGGUCAGGUGUUGGAGAAGCUGCAGAUCACUACACAGCCUUCGCCUCAGCUGAGCCUACAGGCUGCAAAGCUUGCUCGCAAGGAGGGAAAUCUAAAGCUGUCUCUACGCCAACUGUCACAUCACUUGAACCAAAUCCUACACCAAGACAACGGACACAGGACUACUCUUGUGUUGACGGAAGAUAUUCUCGGAGACAUGGACAAAUCUGCCGUGCCUUGGACUUUGCCUCAUGCUCAGGCAUUUACCGAAGUUUCAAAACUCCUUUAUAGUGUGGGACAGCACCAGCUGGCUGUGGAGGUGGGUGUCAAGACAUGUCUGAGACUGGUGCAGUGUGAGCAGAUGGAGGUGAAGGACAAAUGUGCCAGACUGUUGCUGACUCUGGCUACCUGGCUGCCCUCACUGGACCCUGCAGUGGUGCCAGUCAUCACUGAACCUCUGGCUGAUUGGCACAGAGACGUGGACUUGUCUCACAUGCCCAGCCUAUUAGACAUACAAGAUUUCAACGUGGAGGGUGACUCAGUAGGCUUGGUCCUGCAGCUAGCAGUGUCUCAUUGUCAGGGUCUAGCCAAGGCGUGGACGUCGCUGGCUAACUGGGCUUACCGCUGGGGUCGUAAGGUCACAGAUCAGGUGUUCACCCCUGCUGACAGAGAGGUCAUUGACACCCUGAUACCCGAGGGGGUUGACAGAGAGAAGGUGUACAACGUAUUGACCCACCACGCUCCACCUGUAGAUGAUGAUGACAUCGAGAUGGAGAAUCUCAACGUGAGUGACAUGGUAGAGUGGCAGCUGCAGAGUUUUGGUAGUUUCUCAUCUGACCAGCUGACCAGUCUGGUGGAGAUGUGGCGCAAGUCUCACGCCCGCACUUACAACUUCUACCAGCUCUCCGCUCAUUCGUACUUCAAGUACCUGCAGCUCUGCCGGGACCCUCAGGAGGACAGCCAUGCCAUCACUGCCACGCUGAGGCUGCUGAGGCUCAUAGUGAAGCAUGCCCAGGAGUUACAGGGUGUACUGGAGGUGGGACUGGCCAACACACCAGCCUCACCGUGGGUCUGCAUCAUACCACAACUCUUCUCUCGUCUCAGCCACCCACAGCCGUAUGUUCGUCGCCGCGUGUCUGAACUGUUAUGUCGGCUUGCUGAAGACAAACCUCACCUCAUCAUCUUCCCCUCAGUUGUGGGCAGUGACUCUGGUGCUGCAACUAUAAGAGAUAUGCCGCAUACCAAGUUGUUCAGCACUGGCAAGAGAGUGGCCGUGGAGGAUCUGGACAUUGUGGAGGAUGAGGACGAGGAGAUAGAGGAGGACGAAGAUGAAAGUCACAAUGGAGAAGAGACUCAGGCCAUGGAGAAUUGUUUUCAAGCAAUGGUUGACAUCCUGGCUAAACAGAACUGCGAGGCGAUCACACAGGUGCAAGUGUUUGUGAGAGAGUUGCGCCGGAUCACUCUUUUGUGGGACGAGCUGUGGCUGGGCACUCUGGCGCAGCACCACAGCGACAUGUCCCGGCGUAUCACUUGUCUGGAGCAGGAGGUGGCCAGAGUGGACGACAACCCGGACCUGACGCCGGCUGACAAGGACCGGCUGGUGGCGGAGAAACAUCGGAUUGUGUUGAAACCGUUACUUUUUGUCCUGGAGCAGUUGCAUGCCAUUACAUCUGUGCCUGCGGAAACACCUCACGAGAUAUGGUUUCAAGAGAAAUUUGGUGGCAACAUAACGGAAGUGCUAGAGAAGCUUCAAAGCCCAGCUGAUCCGAGGAAGCCAGGAGAUGUGUGGUCGGCUCUGAAGGAGCUGCAUAUGAAACUGCAACAACGGGUGACCAAACGGUCGUCGUACUCUCUACGUAUGCGGGAGAUCAGUCCCACUCUGGCGGAGAUGAAGGACACGCAGAUCUGUAUGCCAGGAAUGCGCAGCAAGCUGACCAUAGCUGCUAUACAGGACCACAUAGCUGUGCUGCCUACCAAGACCAAGCCCAAGAAACUGGUGUUCCAAGGCUCUGACGGAAAGUCGUAUACCUACCUGUUCAAAGGACUAGAGGACUUGCACCUGGACGAGCGUAUCAUGCAGUUCCUCAGUAUUGCCAACACGAUGCUGCGAGGUACUGAGCCAGGGCUGCAGGCUCGCCACUACGCCGUGAUACCUCUGGGUCUGCGCAGUGGACUGAUCAGCUGGGUACAAGGUGUCACUCCUCUCUUCUCACUGUACAAACGUUGGCAGCAGCGACAAGCUAGCAUCACUCAGAGCACUGUUAUGAGGCCCUCAGAACUAUUCUAUGCCAAGCUGACUCCGCUGCUGAAGGACAGUGACACUAAGCCUGAGAAUCGCAACAGCUGGCCACUGGCUGUCCUCAAACAAGUGCUUACAGAACUGAUGCAGGAAACUCCCACUUACCUCCUGUCCAGAGAGCUAUGGUGUGACAGUGUCAAUGCCGGGGGCUGGUGGCAAAGCACCAAGUUGUAUUCUACAUCGUUGGCCGUCAUGUCCAUCAUCGGCUACAUCAUCGGACUGGGUGACAGACAUCUGGACAACGUCCUCGUGGAUCUCACCACUGGCCAGGUUGUUCACAUUGACUACAACGUGUGUUUUGAAAAAGGCAAGAGCCUACGAGUGCCAGAGAAGGUUCCGUUCCGCCUCACUCCCAACUUACGAGCAGCUCUGGGAGUUACUGGAGUUGAGGGUAUUUUCCGUUUGACGUGUGAACAUGUUUUGAAAGUUAUGAAGAAAGGACGGGAAACAGUUCUGACUCUGCUUGAAGCAUUUGUUUACGACCCUUUGAUUGACUGGACACCCGGAAGUGAAACUGGAUAUACAGGGGCUGUGUAUGGCGGAGGACGAGCGGUAGCGCUGGAGACCAAGCAGAGCCGCAAACAGCUGGAGCGAGAAGUCACUGUGGACAUGUUGGCUGUGAGAUUGACGGAGAUCAGGCAUGAGUGGCUGGACAACAGAGAUAAACUGGUGGUAGAACUGCCUGACUUGGGUGGAACCUUGGAGAAAUGGAUGAAUUCUUCAGACAGACUGAAGAGAACAGAGGAAGCAUUGCAGGAGAGACAUCAACAGAUAGCACUGGUGAAGGAGGCAGAGGCGCAUCCCCAGCAUGCAUUGUACACACUGGCUGUGAGAUACGCAUCUAACUGUGCGGCCACAGAGGCCAGCAACAAGGCGCGGGCAGCACUGCAGGCCAGACUAGACGAGAGUGCUCGUAGCAUCCAGCAGUAUAAGAUGGCGUUGUACUACUUCUAUGGACCGCAGAUGGCUCAGUGGUUAGCAGAGGUGAACUCUCGCACAAAGGUGGAUACAUACCUCGUGUUCGACCUUAUCAAGGAGUUCCUGCAGAAUGCCGGCCAGGGACAGAUGGUGUUGCAGUGUAUCCAGUCAGAGAAGGAGUUGUGUGAGUUGUGUCUGCAGCAGACUCAGCUGACGCGUACAUGUCUGGACCUGCUAGAACAGUACGCUGCUGUGGUCAGGUAUUUCCCCAUGUCUCAUGUCAACCAUCACCGCACCUCCUUGUACCAUCGCUGGGCCUCCACUUUGCUGGACAACUUCUCCUUAGACAGCUGUGAGCUGGUGAUUGCGGAGGCCAAGGUGUGUUUAGCCCCGCCGCAGCUGGCCAAGGCCCCGCUGGUGGUCAGCUACAAUCUGGCAUUGCAGCGGCUGUUGGCAGAGGCACGGGCGGGGGUAGGCAAACAACUGGAGAGAGCUCCUCCCGCCACUGUGAUAGACCCUCCCCUGCCUGACAGUGUUUCUCCUAAAGCACUGCGCUGCAUUGUCGUCACGGCGCUGAGCAACCUCAACAAGCGGUUCUUGAUGCUGGAGCAUGCUGCGAAUAGUGCAAUGGAGUGUUUGGUGGACUUGACGUCACAGAAAGGUGAAUGGUUUUUUGAUGAAAUGUGUAUGACAGUCAGCAUCAUGACAAAGCUGUUGUCAUUGCUACCACCUGCUGAGAACGAUUCUCCGCUGCAAGCUGCCGUCAAGUGCCUCAAUGCUGCUCACAACCAGUACAAGACAUUACAGGAAUUGAAUCUGAACUUCACUUCUAUCAUCUUGCCAGAGGCUAUCCAGAAGAUCCACAUGGAAGACCCGAGUGUGUUGGCAAUGGUUGGAGAGCUGGAGGCUAUCAUAGCCUCGGUACAUGUACCACUGGAGGAGCUGGUAGCUCAGUUGCAGGCACACUUGCAUAACGUCAUCAUGGGAAUGGAGUCUCCUCAUGCAGCCAGCCAGGAGGUGGCCAGACAGCUGCAGGCCGCAGUAGACACUCUGGUGGUACAGACAGCCGACCCCCUCACCCCAGGACAGAUGUUGUUCAUGGGCUUCAACGGACUGUUUGUCAACCUCAGCUUGGCCAGCAGCAGUAUGGUGUCAGCCCAGACAGCUCUCAACACACCCACCGUGUGGAAGAAGAUUGACCAACUCAGGGACGCCAAGAUACUCUCUGCUCGAGUACAGGAGCCAGCACCACGGGCUGUGCUGGACAGUAUAUUCCUGGUGAAGAGGUUGCAAGCCAUGCAGGAGCUGUUCAGCAUGUGUCAUGCCAAUGUGGAGGCAUUCAAAGGCCAAGGAGUGACACUACCCUGUGAUGACGACCGGUUCCAUCGGCCAAUCAGAUGCUUCACGGCAGACUACGUCAGCUGUCAGCUGCUCGGACUGUUCUCUCACACACUGGCCAUCACCGUGUGUCACUUGCUGCAGCAGAUUGGACUCAACGUUACAGGAGAGGUGGAGCAGAGAGAGGUGGGAGCUGAGAGUCGAGUUCCACUGGAAGAUUUGUGUAGAUUGGCCAUAGACCAGUGUUUACGUCAAGGAGAGGUAUCAUCAACAUCGCUGAGUCAGGCGAGUGGCGCAGUGCAGGGUGCGGAGACCAGUGUCAGGGCGGCUCUGGCUGGUGUCCGGCGCACGCAGGACCUGGCGCGGGCUGAGGCGGCUGUGCUACGUACACAGAACCAGCUGACUGCGCACUGCUGGCUACACGAGGACCUACUGGCUGCGGCACAGGUGGCACCCCCUCCUCCAGCAUUGAACCGGCAGGCGCUAAUGUUAGAGCUGCGCAAGAUGUGCGCCGGGCUGCUGGCCACUCAUCCUCGACUGGUGGAGGCUCUUGAGCAGCAGACUACUCUGGUGGCGAGCGCCGAGCAACGACUCAAGUGGGCGGCCGGCGCAAACCCAGCCCUUGCUGAGGUGAUGUGCGCUUUUGAGACGGCAGUGAACAACAACAACGAGCAGCUGCUGAUGGAACAGAGACUAGCGAACCUGGUGGCAGGAAUAUGCAACUCUGUGUUACACUACGAAGCCCUUAGAACUCACACGACCGAUGCAAUCAACAGCGAUGCUGCGUUCAUACAGCUGGUGGACGCCUCGAAGCAGAGUUGUCUGUUGUACCAGAGUCUCAACACACAACUGUCACCUGUAGAGGAGAGUCUGGUCAAACUGUGUCCACCAGACACUCAGAUAGACUGGACCUGGAUUGCCAAAGCUGAAUCACUUAUAUCUGACUCGGUAAAAUCACUGAUGAAGCAAAUAGAGCCGCACAAGAUAGACCUGUUUGCGGCUUGUGAUGCCAUCAAGAGCAAGGCCAUCACGGUGCGCUCGCUGCUGAGCACUCAGUUCCGCAUAAUGGGUGACGUGCGCUCACUGCUCAAGACUAUGGUCAAGUUUGAGGAGCCGGGAGUCGCAGAGUAUCUCACACGGUACAGAGCCUACACAGAACGUCUCACAACUCUCAUCAAAACCAUCAUCACCAUGGAGGAGUUCACUCAUGAGAAAGCUCAACACUUGCUGCAGGAGAUCGCUGUCAUCCAGGAAGAAACACCUGGUAUAUACGAGGAGAUGCUAAGGCUGGGAAAGGAGAGGGAGGGGGAAAGUAAGAGCAGCAACAAACGACCUCCUUUGGUGAGACAAGACAGUGUGUGUGUGUCACCAAGGAGAGAUCCACAAACUGGCAAAGCUGUACAAGAAAGGAAUGCAUACGCAGUGAGUGUGUGGCGCCGGGUAUGUUGGAAACUUGAGGGCAAAGAUCCAGACCCUGCACACAAACACACUGUGCAAGAACAGGUUGAUUGGGCUAUCAACGAGGCGACGAGUCUUGACAAUCUUGCACUUCUGUACGAAGGCUGGACUCCAUGGGUUUGAAGCAGCAACACCAUUGCCAUCCUGUGAGGAUAUUCAACAAACUCCCGUAAGGGUAAAGAAAGAUAGAGAGGAAGCGGAACGCCCGAGUCCCUCUCGCCGGUGGGGAAGACCCCGUACCUCCCCUUCUAUUGGAUACGUCGUUUUACUUUCCACUUCAAUAUUGAUAUCGUUGUUUUGCCCCGGAUCCCGACCAUACAGGGACCGGCCUUGAUGUAACGAUUCCUUGUUGAUUUUUGAAGAAUAAGAAUGGUCUACCUCUCUAUCAAAGUAGACUUGGAAAUGAACGUUCGGCCCUGAUGUAUGAAAUUGUAAAUUUGUUUUGUGUUUGUAGGUUUUAAAUUUUUGUUGUAAAUGUCUGUGAAAUAGUUGAGUUUUCUAUCAGCACAGAAGCCUGUCUGACCUUGAGCUACACAUGCAGAGGAACAUUGACUCUUCAAGAAAUCUUGAACCUUAUGUUCAGAAACUAGGUAUUAAUGACAUAUUUAAUUUAUAAUGCAAGCAAGAUAAAAUAAAUUUUAAUAUUUUUGAAUUACGUCAACUAUGUUUAGUAAGGGUUUUAGUCAGAUCUGUUUAAAGUUGAUCCUAGAAUCUUUUACUAAGCAGCUUAUUUCUCACUGUAUUACGUAUGGUUUACUGUCUAAGGUUUGGAUCAUAAAGUGAGCUGGGCUAGACAGAAGUGACAUGAUUGCAGUUUUCAACUGAUCUCUUGAAAAAAUAAAUAUUUAAAACUACAAUUACGUCACUUUGAUGUCUGUCAGGCACACCUCUUUUUUUGUUCUUUAACUAAGACAACCUACAAGAAUAGAGUUACCUACAUUUUUAAUAUCCGCUGAUGCACAAAAGUUGCCAAAUACUUAACUGAAAAUCCCUUAUUAGUAAUUACAGUUUAGGUACUACUUCUGACCCAGUGGCUACUCUUGCAAAAUGCUACAUUUGUUAGUAGUUUAAUAAACAGUUUCCACAGUAAUUAAUUAGUACUGAUUUUAAUAAAACAGCAUGCUUUCUGGCCUAAAUAGUUUUAACCUCUUUACUUAUAUUUAUAUUAAAAAUACAGGUUCAACUAAACUUUUUCUCUUCCAAACUCAGAUUAACCUUAGAUUUUGGCUUGUAAUCGUGGUUCUGCAUUGUUUAGUUCAUACAACUAAAUGCACUUUUAUGAAGUGAAUCAGGUUUUUUAGAAAUUUGACUUAUUUGAUUUCUGAAAACAGUUUUUACUGUCACAUUCUUGAGCUCUAAAUAGGCUGUUUAUUCUUCUUACCUAUCCCAUAUCAGAUACCUAAGUGAUUACUUCAGAUAAGUGAUUUGAUCUUAAAUGAAUAAGGAUAGUAGUUUAGUAACUGUGUGACAAACCUUUUUCAAACAAAAAAAGAUUUAAAAAUUAAUUUUUAAGCUAUCAUAGUAAAUAUUUGAUAGUUUUCGUUAACUUUUACAAAUAUGACAGUUUUGGAGUUAUUCACUAUUUUUUUCUAAUAAUAGUACCGAUUCUAUAUUUUAGUAAUAAUAACAAAGAUAUGUUGGUAAAAAAUUAACCAUCGAAGGUGGCUUCAUUAAGUACAAAAAACAAAUAACCUCUCAUUAAUCCAGACUAAUUUAGAGAAGCAUGUUCUUAAGAGUCCUUGGAGCCUAGACGUUUUCUCGUAAUGCAAUUUAAAAACUAGGCUACAAAGAAAAUUUCUAAUCCCACAGUUUACUAGAUAUUUAAAUUACAAUCACUCAGGUGUUUGAAAAAAUAUUUUGAGAUGGUAAAUGACUUUUCAGCGGCUGUUUAAAAUUAAAAAUUAACAUUGCUCUAACGACGACCAAAUCCAAGAUGGCCGUUAGCUUCCAUAGACUCCCUUGGGGAACAUUCAAAACUACAUGGAUCUAAUCUCACAGUUUACUAGAUAUUUAAAUUAUAAUCUCUUAGUUGUUUGGAAAUCUAUUUUUGGACGAUAAAUAACUCUUCAGCAGCGGUUUAAAAUCAUCUAAGAUGGCCACUAGCCUCCAAGGACUCUUAAACUUGAAAUCAAUGAAAUCCCUAUAAACUACUGUCUGGAUUAACAAGGGUUUACUGUUUUAGCUAUAUAUUGUGAGAAAAUUUGAAGACAGUUUAAAAAUCACAGCGUAGAUUUUUCUACAAAAAUUUAUUUUUAUUUUGUUUCUUGUUACAAGUGGUUCUGUUUGCAUUUAAAAAUCAAUUGAAGGUCAAAUAUAUUUGGUCAGGUGGACUAGAUAAUAAAUUCAUCUUUCUAUACGUUAGGUUCACACUAGAACCAAUUGAGUGAUUUCAAAUACACCAGUUUCUAGUCAAUUGUUCCUGCAUGUUAAAUUUUCCCUCAAACUGAUGGGUUUUAGGGUAUCACCAACAUCGAUACUUACAAUUAUCAUGUUUUUACAUGUUGACUGUUUGAUUAAAAGUUGUGUUUUUUGUUUUCUGAAGAGACUAGUGUAUUUACAGACAUUUUUGAUGUUAAGGGAGAUAGUUUGGAGUUGAGAAUUUCCAGCAUAGUUUUACGUCAGGGCCUUGAUGAAUGAGAUUAUAAUAUUUAGUGAAUAUAUUGAAGUUGGGCUAAAGGAACGACCCCAAUAAGAAGUGUAACAGUUUAUAUUGCUGUAAAGUCAUCAUAAUAUUGGCAUUUAACUAAAAGUCAAAGUGUGACUUUAUAAGCCUUGUCAUUGACAAAUUGUUAUGUUAAAUGUGUAUUCUUGACAUGUUUUAAUCAAACAAUAUUUUACUUUUUAGUUUACUUUUACUCUCUUGUUUCUUAUAUUUUCUCCACUGAGGUUAAAUUAAAUUAAAGAUACUUAAGUUAAUUUGUCUAUGUUUACGUAGAAUAAAUAUUUAUUAUAAAUAGCUCAUUACUAUUUGGUUGAAUGUUUAAAGCAACAGUCUUAAAUUAUUCAAUAGUUUAAAUAUUAUUUGUGGUUUAAGAAAAGACCAGUGGAGAAACCACAUAGACUAAUACUGUACUUUAUUUAUCUUCUUCUUAGUUUAUGUGUCCUGCAUAUCAAUAAUUUGAGGAAAUAAAUUAUCCUCAAGUAUAAUUGUUUUUGAUUUGAAAAUUAUUUGAAGACCAAAAAAACAUAAUAUUUAUAAAAUUAAUAUUGUGAUUAAAAUAAAAAUUUUAUUUUAUUAAUAUGACUGAGUAAAAAACUACUUUUUAAAUUAUAUUUUUUUUCUUUUGCUGUGAACUAUUUUUAAUAUAGUUUUUAAAAUCUUUUACCAUAGUUUGGCCGCUUAGAAAGCGACCUGCGUGCUAAUGCUAACCAAUGCUAGAGGAGGUUGCUUUCUAAGCGGCCGAACUAUAGUACUCUGUUUUUGACAUCUUACUUUAUAAAAUAAUUGUAUAAAUUACAUUAAUAUUCAGCCAAGAUAAAAAUAAAUUUUCCUUGUCAGCAACCAAUUGCUGAUUGGCAAGGACAACAAUAUCCAUUGAUAAAUAAAUAUAAUAAUGGAUUGUUCUAGAAAACAACAAAGAUAAAAUGUGCGACUUAUGCAGUUUUAUGAUGUGCCAUGUUUCUCUGAUAAAUAAUUAUUAAUCUUUACAGCACAUUUAUUUGUAUUAAAUUUAACAACCAUAUAGCAACGGCUACAGAUUCUAUGUAUUCAAUGUAGUUUUUGUAAAGUCAGUGUCUUAUAAAUAAAAUUUGAUUUGAGUUUCUUUAAAAAAUAUAAUUAUAAUUUUCACUCGUACUGUUCUCCACUCUUCAAUCUAAUAAUUUAAAGGAUUAUUUGAGUGGAUAGUAUACUAUUUCAUCUAGCGAUAGUUAAUCUUUGGUUAUUCAAUUUAACUAUUAAAAAAAAUUUGUAAUGUAAUUUUUUAGGUCGAUUAAAUUUAUAAUUUAUUAUUGAUAAUUUUCAUUAGUGGUUUUGUGACAUAUCAUUUUUCAAUGCCAGCAUUACUUUCUGAUCAAUUCAGAAAGACAAUUUCAGUAUUUAACAUUGGUUUCUUUACAUGUUAAAAUAAAAUAGUUUAUUCCAGAGUUUUUACACAAAUUGUCUGGUACUAAUGAUAAUGCAUUUUGAGAAAAUGUUGGUUAGCAUGUUGUUUUUACACUUGGUUUAGACUGAGCAUUGUCCUCAAUAUAUCAAAAAAAGUUGGUCACCAGACAUUUUACAUAACUUAGAUUACAUUCGUGUUACUUUCCCCUGAUAAUGAGACAGUAAUAAUGCAUAAGAAAUUCAGUGAAGGGGAUGCUAAUAGUUUGUUUUGGCACUUUGAAACAUAAUAUUUUUGAGGUAAUCUUGUAGUGUUUGAACUACCUAAAAUAUCAAAGAACCUGCAGAUAUUGAUCGAGCGCAUUCGAUAAUCAUGUUUAAGUAAUAGAAGGGAACUUUGAUAGCCUUGUAUCUUCUUGUUAUUUGCUAUAAAAAAUUGUUAGUAGAAUUAUGUUUUGUUGUCCGAUUUUUAUUAAAUCUGUUAAGUGUUAAGUACUGCAUUAUACUGUUAUGAAGAGCAUUCUUAUUUAUUAUUAGUGAUAAACAAUAUUUUAUUGUUUAGUAAAAUUUUUACUGUGGUUCAAUUAUUAGGAUAGUACUGCGGAUUGGCGCAUUGAACAAUGCAUUAACAUAAAUAACACUAUUAAAUCACAAUAUUUCAAAACCUAUUUCACUACCAAUUUUAUACAGUUUACCCUUGAACUUUCUUUUCAUAGUAGAUUUUUACAAUUUAUUAAAAAUAAUUAUAAAUUGAAUUCUGUAUCUACUUAAAAUUUCAAACAACAAAUUAGAUGGAAACGUUCCGGGUGCUUUUUAAAAUGUUAUUGGUUGACAUCCAUUUAUUUGAACUACAGUAAAAAUUAUUACUUCUCUUCAUUGUUUUUCCUACAGUUACCUAACAAUGUACAUGUUCUCCCACUGAUUUGAGGAAGCAAAGUGGCCAAUUCGCUCAUCAGUGGGACAAUGUUAACAUUGUCUCACUCCAGAUUUGCAACGUGAAGUCACGAAAUAGUGAGCAACAUGCAGGCAACGUAUGCGCGUGAAAUACGUUGGCAGCACUGGCUGUAAAUCAGCUGGUCAGCUGUUGUACUGUUGUAUUUGUCACUUCACAUUAAAUGUUAUAUUAAAAGUUCACUUCUGUGUAAAAAUAGGUUAUGUUUCUUCAGCAAUUUAUUUGUUUUAUGGUAACUGUAGGAAAAGAAUAAUGUGCAACUCGAGUUCAAAGUACAAUUGCCUCACUCGAGAAACCAUUCCUCACUCGCCUACGGCUCGAGUAAGGAUUUCUCUCGAGUGAGUCAAUUGCUCACUUUUCUCACUAGUUGCACAAAUAACUAUUUUUAACAUUUCAAAAUUUGAAAUUUCUAAAAGAACUUGUUUACACAGGCCUUAACAAUCAAUUAACAAUUUGUUUAUUCUUAGUUGCGGAAAGUAUACAUCAUAUGGUUACUGUUAGAAAACACAUCAGUAUCUGUAGGUUCAAUACUCAUAAUACUCAUUUUAUUAUCUUCAUUGACACUUUGUUUUAGAUGUGUAGUUGUAAUGUAGAUGUUUUAAGGGUUGUUUUACAGUGUUUCUGUCAACAUAAAUGGCUUUAACUGUUAGAGCAUCUUUUAUUUUUUCUGGAAAUAAAAUCUGUGUGUUUCAA